Molecule: messenger RNA, 1419 nt
Organism: Colletotrichum orchidophilum
Lineage: Eukaryota; Fungi; Ascomycota; Sordariomycetes; Glomerellales; Glomerellaceae
Exons: 5
Coding region: 1-1419 (472 amino acids)
Biological process (GO): transmembrane transport
Cellular component (GO): membrane
Molecular function (GO): transmembrane transporter activity
Source: RefSeq, a predicted model, not a curated record
AUGGCGCCUAGUAGUAGUGUUCAGCGGAUCGAGUUACAGCAGCUCUCUUUUUCGUCCAUCGAGAGAGAGCACGGUACAAAGUAUGGCGAGGCUUUUACACCAAUUGCGUACACUGGUGGUCAUCGCGAUGGGUCCAGUCAAUCACCGGAAUUCAGUCGUCGCGAGCAUGCCGAGUACCCUUCUACACCCGACGACGCUGUUUUAGCCAUGCAAAAGUGGAACAGCUCACGUUCAAACGUUGUCCGUACAGUGGCCGUAUUCUGGAGCCUAUUGGUCAUGGGGGCAAACGAUGCUUCUUACGGGGCAAUUAUACCUUAUCUGGGGAAAUACUACGACUUACCUUACUCCUUCACAUCUCUGAUCUUCCUUGCACCCUUCAUUGGACAUACGCUCUCUGCCAUUUUGAACAACAGCCUUCACGAGAGUGUUGGACGAAGGGGCAUAGCAGUGAUUUGUUCUGUCUGUCACCUGGCAUCAUACGUCGCCAUUUCACUGCAUCCACCCUACCCAGCGUUGGUAUUCAUCUACAUGCUGGCUGGCUUGGGCAACGGGAUAGGCGAUGCAGCCUGGAACUCGUGGGUCGGGAGUCUGGCGGACUCAAGCCAUGUCAUCAGUCUGAUGCAUGCUUGCUACGGCGUUGGUGCUGUCCUCAGCCCAAUGACGGCAACCGUGAUGAUUAGCAAAGCUCAACUGCCAUGGCAUACUUUUUACUACUUCAUGGCUGGUUUGGCCAUGGUAGAGCUUGUCUUGACGCCAUCGGCCUUUUGGUCCGCUACUGGAAGUGCGUACCGCGAGGAAAACCCCAAAGGUCCAGAGCCGAGAGAGUCGAUUGUACACGAAACGUUGUUCAAACUCCCCUCGGCUCGGGUAACAUGGUUGUGCGCCGUCUUUGCCUUGGGCUACGUCGGACUGGAGGUCUCCCUUGGCGGUUGGAUUGUCACAUUCAUGUUGCAGGUUCGCCAUGGAGAAGAGUUUGCCAGUGGUAUGACGGCCACUGGUUUCUGGGCGGGUCUAGCCCUGGGCCGCGUUGCUCUCGGCCUCGUGACACCCCGCGUGGGCGAGAAGCUUGCUGUCAUGCUCUACCUCGGUGCUGCCGUGUGCCUACAGCUUUUGUUCUGGCUUAUUCCCGAAUUCUUUGUCUCGGCAAUCACGGUAUCUCUUCAGGGGUUUUUCUUGGGACCCCUGUUCCCCACCAUGAUGGUUGCCAUCACAAAGUUGUUACCACGGCACCUACAUGUCAGUGCCAUCGGUUUCGCCAUUGCUCUUGGAGGCAGUGGUGCAGCUGUCCUACCCUUUGUCAUUGGGGCUCAGGCACAGCGCCAUGGUGUGCAGGUUUUGUCUCCGAUACUGCUUGGAGCACUGGCAUUCCUGUUGUUGACAUGGUCUUUUCUGCCCAACUUUGGUCGCAAACAUGAUUGA